Molecule: messenger RNA, 893 nt
Organism: Mizuhopecten yessoensis (Yesso scallop)
Lineage: Eukaryota; Metazoa; Mollusca; Bivalvia; Pectinida; Pectinidae
Exons: 3
Coding region: 56-625 (189 amino acids)
Source: RefSeq, a predicted model, not a curated record
UGCACCCUGGGUAGUGCAGUAUGUUGAACGAGUUUUGUAAAAUAACACGAUUAAGAUGUCGACUGGAAAGGAGUGUUGUAACCGACAUUUUAUAGCGCUUACCCUUCUGGUGUUUAUAGGAUACUUUGGAAGCGGAGAGUGUCUGCUGUGCUACCAGUGCAGCGACUCAGUGAAUGAUGGCAAAUGUCGAACUGACAUUGAAGGAAUGGAAAAAGAAUUCAUCGAAGAAAUGUACCUGUCCAACAUCUCAUCCGUAUUGCAUUUAAACACGUCGCACUACACAUACCUACAACUGUGUGAUGAGGAGUAUUGCACUGUGCAGGAGAUCACUCAAAGCGGUAAAACAGUCGGCUUUAUCAGGGGAUGCAGUGAUAAAUCCCGUCCAAGUGCCGGAUACACGAUUGCGAAUAUCCAAGCCAACAACAGAUCUGUGUGUGGUAUUUCAAUGACUGGAAAUGGCAUGCUAGUGUGUGGAACCUUCUGCCAAACAGACCUUUGCAACGGCCCACAAGCGGACCGCCCUGUCAACAACGGAAAUGCCCUAUUCAAUGGGUUGGUGUCCAUGGAAAAAACAGUACUGAUGGUUGCAUUGACAUUUGUCUUGUCAAGCAAAAACUACAUUUGACAGCUAAAGUCCCACGGUUUCACUCAAUCGUAAACUUUUCAGCAAACGUAGUUUUCUAUUUAUAAGUACUGAUCUGUCAAUCAAUAUAAUUUAUAUCUGCAAAUGUACUUGAUAACGGAAGAAAAUCGGUGAAUGAGUAGAAAUAUAACCACUGGAAAUCUGUAUUUUAUAUGAAUUUACUUAAUAUUUUUAGUUGGCGUACAUGUAUGUAUGCUUUAAGGAACCGAUUGUACAAGUUAAGAUAAUACGUAUACAUUUGUUAAUUUUU